AGGUAGGGGGGUGUUUCGGUUGGUUUAUGCAAAGCAGGCAGUGUCCCGUCCGGCUCUGCAUGUGCGAGUUUGGGCCGCUUUUCAACACGUUUAUCCGGCAGCGCGAGGCUCUGCGGGCUGUUAAAUGCCGACGGUGCGCGUGUAUGCGUGCGCGCGAGACUAAACUGAACACGCGCAGAUCCGCACCGUGCCUACCUGCCUGCGCGCGGAGCGGAGAGACGGCCGCCGAACCUGGAGAAAUACGCCGCGCUGCCGUGGUGCAUUGGAACCUGUUUCAGGGUGUCUAUGAUGACCUGUCAGGUGGAAGAUAAUACCUUGUUGUAACCUGUGGGCUUAUAUGAACAUAAGGUGAAGCAAAAGUUGCUGAUCAAAGUGUGCGCUGACCCAGGCAGGAGGUCACACGCAGGCACCUAUGAGGACGUCGUGAGCAAGCAGACAGUGUUCUCUCCAGCGGGGGAUGGAAGCAGCAGGUCAGCCCAGUCUACCUCCCUGACUCUCUGGGUGUGGUGGAUAUCCGUCGGGAGAAGAAUUAGCUCCCAUGUUCACUUUACACACCCUCCCAGUCUGGCUUUAUAGUAUUCUGUGAUUUGAGGAUGGAGCACACAUUGGAUUUACUGGUACCUGCAUUUGGUGCCUGCUGCAGAGAUAUGGGGCUGUUCUGGGUGCUGCUGGUUUCCUCUCUGUUUGUGUCCAAUUCUGCUAUUCUAAUGGACUCUGUUGGAAGCCACAGCACAUUCACCUGUGAGCCCAUAGGCCUGCGAAUGUGUCAGGAUCUCCCCUACAACAGCACCUUCAUGCCCAACCUGCUCAACCACUAUGACCAACAGACGGCUGCUCUGGCCAUGGAGCCCUUCCACCCCAUGGUGAACCUGCAGUGUUCUACAGACCUGAGGCCUUUCCUGUGUGCACUCUACGCCCCUGUGUGUAUGGAAUAUGGCCGAGUGUCUCUGCCCUGCCGCAGUCUGUGCAAACACUCCAAGAGAGACUGUCAGCAGCUCAUGGAUAUGUUUGGGGUGUCCUGGCCUGAGGAAAUGGAGUGCAGCAGGUUUCCAGACUGUGAUGAGCCCUACCCUCGAGCUGUAGACCUGUUGACCAUUACAAACACUACUGAGCAGUCCCCUAUGUCAGUGCAGCGGGAUUAUGGUUUCUGGUGCCCCCGUGAGUUGAAGGUUGAGCCUGAGUUGGGCUACACGUUCCUGGGCGUGCGAGACUGUUCCCCUCCCUGCCCCAAUAUGUACUUCCGCCGCGAGGAGCUGACCUUCGCCCGUUACUUCAUUGGCGUUAUCUCCAUCGUCUGCCUGUCUGCCACACUCUUCACCUUUCUAACCUUCCUCAUCGACGUCACACGCUUUCGCUACCCUGAGCGGCCCAUCAUCUUCUACGCUGUAUGCUACAUGAUGGUCUCUCUGGUCUUUUUCCUGGGCUUUCUGCUGGAAGACCGUGUGGCAUGUAACGCAGCCAGUCCGGCCCAGUUUAAAGCCUCCACAGUGACUCAGGGCUCACAUAAUAAAGCCUGUACCCUGCUCUUCAUGGUGCUGUACUUCUUCACUAUGGCUGGCAGCGUGUGGUGGGUCAUUCUUACCAUCACCUGGUUCCUGGCUGCUGUGCCCAAGUGGGGCAGCGAGGCCAUUGAAAAGAAAGCCCUGCUGUUCCAUGCCAGUGCCUGGGGCAUACCUGGUUUGCUGACUGUGGCGCUGCUGGCCAUGAAUAAGAUUGAAGGUGAUAACAUCAGCGGUGUGUGUUUUGUGGGCCUGUAUGAUGUUCACACUGUUCGCUGGUUUGUGCUGGCCCCCCUGUGCCUGGAUGUCUUGGUCGGGGUGUCUCUGCUCUUGGUUGGGAUCGUUGCUCUAAACCGGGUCCGCAUGGAGAUCCCUUUGGAGAAAGAGAACCAGGACAAGCUGGUAAAGUUCAUGAUCCGGAUUGGUGUGUUCUCUGUCCUUUACCUGGUGCCACUGCUGACCGUAGUGGGAUGUUACAUAUAUGAACAAGCCUACCGCUCUGUGUGGGAGACCACCUGGGUGCAGGAACACUGUAGAGAGUACCACAUCCCCUGUCCCUACCAGGUAGAACAGACCAGCAGGCCUGACCUGGUUCUCUUCCUAAUGAAGUAUCUGAUGGUGCUGGUUGUUGGCAUCCCAUCCGUAUUCUGGGUUGGCAGUAAGAAGACCUGCUUUGAGUGGGCUAGCUUUUUCCACGGGCGUCGACGCAAGGAUAGUGCAGUAAAUGAGAGUCGUCAGGUUCUGCAGGAGCCUGAUUUUGCCCAGUCUCUUCUGCGGGACCCCAACACCCCCAUCAUCCGCAAGUCACGCGGCACCUCCACACAGGGCACUUCUACGCAUGCUUCGUCCACUCACCUAGCCAUGCUGGAUGACGUGCGCAGCAAAGCCAGCAGUGUCCACAGCAAGAUGAGUAGUUACCAUGGUAGCCUGCACCGUUCACGAGACGGCAGGUACACUCCCACAAGUCACAGAGGUGUGGAGGAACGUCCACCUUACGGGAGCAUGCCCCGCCUUAAUGAGCAGCUGUCCCAUCACGGCAGCCUUCACCGCCUCGACAGCCAAUCACGGCAUAGCAGUGUACGAGACUUGAGCAGUGCUCCACCCACUAACAUAACUCAUGGUUCCAGCAUGAACCGUGUGAUGGAAGAAGAUGGAGCGAGUGCGUAACUACAAGAGACAGAGUUGUGUUUACAGACACUGCCCUCAGUGUCAGCUCAGGGCUCGGACCUGAACGCUCACAUAAAGAGACUCCUUGCUUUGCAGAAGCAGGAGAUGGUGCUAAUCUGGAGGCUGCAUUCGUCCUGGUACUCCAAAGUUCCAUAUUUCAUGUGUAAGAUCACCAUCAGAGACUUUCAAGUCCACAGUGUGGAUUUUUUUACCGCAGAUGGCCUCUGAUACACCUUACACCUGAUAAGACCAGAUGGUUUCUUUGAUACUGUGAAGUUCUAGGUGAUUGUGAGGUAAAGUGAGUAAGUGUAAAGUGAUACAGCGGCAGGACUCUGCCCCCUGCUAAGUGACUGUAGUACGGUGGCAGUUUCUCACAGUUAGGGGUGGGAAAUAAAAGAGGGCAGCGUGCAGCUGUCCACAGGCUCAAAGCUGAAAUGUCUCAACCUGCUGACUCACAGCUUUUUCCCAAUUAGAUCAUCUACACCCCUCAAAGCCCUCCUUAAAGCAACUCUGGAUACCAGUCACUGGAUGACAAGAUGAUCCUUUAGCUCUCGGGUUUAAGCACUGAAAGCCAAGGGCAGAUAAAGUAAGGAGAAUUUGGCUGAGGUUACUAUGAACCUUGGCAUUGAUGUGCCUCUGGCAAGUGACUGCAUGUAUCGUUUUCAUUUGGUAGAGUGGAAGAGGAUGCGGAAAGCAAAGGCUUUACUCAUGCAUUGGCUCGUUUGAUGUAUACAUUUUCUGUAUACUUGUACACUAACUGCAGUACUUCUCAAGAACAGUGUACCAGAAAACCUCACCACCACCAGAUGUGCUUAGUCCUUCAUCCCCACGUUCCCUGCUGCGCCUACCUCAUCAGCCCAGAGGUCCCAUGCCUGCCUUUCCUCAGAUUGCAGUGAACACUCCGCCUAUGUUGCUUGUCCUGUUAAUGACAUUUUUCUUUAGUCUGUUUGCAGCACUCUAUAUGCAAAGCUUUGGAAAGCGUACUCCUGCCUGAAAUUUGUCGGUCACUUCAGUAUGCAAUGUGUGCUCCUACUGUAAGAUGUUAUUUGUGUAACACUGCAAAAUGUUUCUCUUUCCAGGCAGAUUUAUCUGGGGACGAAAACGGAAUUUGAUAUAAUUGGAGUUAUUUAUGAUAAGGUAUAAAUAUUUGGUAUUGUCUGGCAUUUUAUUAUGAGCUGCACCAAGUCUAGCGUUUGUUAAAAUAUAGCUGAACCGAAAUUUUGGGUCAUUAUCCUGCUUUUGUUUACCUGUUGAAAAAAGAGAUUUAACGUUGUGGUUUUCAGUGCCUGAAAAUGUGACUGUGGACCUGAGCUUUGUAAACUGGCCACGUUUGUGACAGCUACUACUGCUUCUCCAGUAUCUUUGCCUUCAAUCUCCAAAGUAUGCUUAAUCUUCAUGCUGAAUUCCUUUGUCGGUUGUACAGAUUGCAGAUUUUUGUAGAGGGAAAAGAUUUAGCACUUUAACAGUGGUUAACUGUUAUGUUGAAUGUGUAUAGACGUUCUUUUCAGUUCUAGGGUCAAGCAAGAUUUAAAUAAAAAAUUUUAUGAAAACACGUUUUACAGCCCUUAGUAGCUCUCAUUUCUACUUUUUAGUGUCUUCCUUCAUUCCCUUGAGACAAGCAGAAAUGAACAAUCAUGAGUAAAAUUCAGUCUUGUAACAGCUCCUCAUUUUAUUGUAAUACAUCAGUCAUGUUAUGGGUUCUGAAUGUGAAAAGAAUGGUGGCUAAUUAAAUAUAAACUCCAUGACAUUCCACCUUAAAUAAGAA
Molecule: messenger RNA, 4431 nt
Organism: Pygocentrus nattereri (red-bellied piranha)
Lineage: Eukaryota; Metazoa; Chordata; Actinopteri; Characiformes; Serrasalmidae
Gene: fzd3b
Product: frizzled class receptor 3b
Exons: 7
Coding region: 594-2666 (690 amino acids)
Biological process (GO): non-canonical Wnt signaling pathway; canonical Wnt signaling pathway
Cellular component (GO): plasma membrane
Molecular function (GO): Wnt receptor activity; Wnt-protein binding
Source: RefSeq, a predicted model, not a curated record